UAGGCUUCGGAGGAUACAAAACCCACUUGGCUCGCCUACCCACUCACCACGCUCCUUUCAACAAACAACAUCGACACCAGCGACUACUGGUCGGAUACCAACCACUCAACACUACUAGAUGACACUGCGCUUUAGUGGUUAAGCCUCCCACGUGUCUCGACGACACUCCGAGCCGCUUCGACCCAUAUCCGUUCGACGUCGACACUACAAUAUCCGACAUCAUGUUUGUGCCACGCCUAAUACAACGAGUCGACUUUUCCGCUGCCCAGGCUCAGGUUGUGGGCUCCGAAUUUGGCACCACUCCUGACACCAAGCCUGGACCAAGACUCAAUGCCAUUGGUAUUUGGUGGAUUGUAUGGGGUGCUAUCUGGACGACCGCGGUGGUGGCUGGCAUGGUCUUUCUUUGGCUCAGGCGUGAUAUCCCAACUCUUAGGAUACGCGGACUUGCUCUCAGUUUUGCCGGCAUCACACUUCUCCAUCUCUACUGGAUCUCUGUUCAGCUGGGCUACAGUAUCGGACCCAUGGCCCCCGAAGUCGCCGAGUUCUGGAUCAUGAGCAUCUGGUUUCCCUUCGGAAUUGCCCUCUUCCAAGCCGGUAACAGUCAGUUCCUUCAUGUCGCAAGGGCACAGGCUCGGUAUGCCAGUCAUCCGAGCCAGAUGGAGUCUCGAUUCGACGAAAAGCACGCGCAGCAACCGCCACAGAGGCUUACCUUUAUCGCCCGCCUGCGCAAGAUGGACUAUUCGAGGAGGAUGUUUGCCUGCGUUACCAUUGGCAUGAUCGUUCAACUCUUUGUUGUUAUCAUCAUCUACAUGAUCUCGCGCAAGUUCCACCCCAGCUUUGGUAUCCCUGGUACUGAGGUGAGCGGCACUCCUGCAGAGAUUGCCAUGCAGCAGGGCAGAGGUUGGGAGUGGUGGCCUUCGCUGUUCUGGCAGUUUCUUUGGGCUUGGGUUAUUGCUCCCAUCAUUCUUUGGAAGUCUCGUGGUAUCCGUGACACCCACGGCUGGCAGCUCCAGACCAUGGCUUGCUGCAUUGCUGGCUUGCCUGCGGCUCCUAUGUGGCUCAUUGCUCUUUACGUUCCCGGUAUGGCUCCGGUGAACGCGGUUUUCGUCCCCCCUCAAUGGAUCGGUCUCUCCAUCAUGUUCAUGGAGAUUUUUACCAUCUUUGUCCCUUGCUGGCAAGUUCGUAAGCACAACAACCUGCGUCAGGAGACACUUGAUUCGAUUGCCACUUGGGAGUCCAAGAAGCUGCGCGCCCGUAGCGACGACAACAAUGCCGAGCGUAGGGGCAGCGACAAUAGCGGACCUGCUCUUAGCCCAACCUCAACCAAGGUUGCAGAACACCAUUUCACUGGCGGAGUCAGAGAUUCAUGGAAGAAGCUUUCGACUAUGGAGAUGGGCCAAGGAUCUCAGCCAGACCCCAAGAUCGCCACCGAUGAUAGCGUUCUCACAAUGUCCGCUCUUGAGCAUGUUCUCGAAAAGAACCCGGAACCUCUUCGCCAGUUCUCUGCCCGCCGCGAUUUCUCGGGCGAGAACAUCGCUUUCCUCACUGCUGUGGCUGAGUGGAAGGCCGCUCUGCCGCCUCCUUUCGUCCGCAACCGUCACAACGCCGAGCCGGAUGUUGUCCGCCAGCAGUUUACCAAGGCGCUUCGUAUUUAUGCCGAGUUCAUCAGCACCAGAGACGCCGAGUUCCCUAUCAACAUUGCGUGGCACGAGCUGCGUAAGCUAGAGGGUAUGUUUGAGCGUGCCGCUAGGAACAUGUACGGAGAUAUCAACCGUGGUGGAGCUACACCCUUCGCGGAAGUUAACUGGUCCGGAUCGAACAAACACACAAACGACAGCGAGGUCAACAUCUUCUCCAAGUCAGACUCGCUAGCGGUGUCCAUGAGCAUGGGUGAACUCAGGUCUGUCGAGACCCUCCCUCUCGAUGACCCACCACCGACCUCCCACGCCACACAUCCCCGUAACGCAGCUCUCUACUACUCGGGCGAUAUCCCACAAACCUUUGACGCUGCCGUCUUCGAUGCCGCUCAGUCUAGCAUCAAGUACCUCGUGCUUACAAACACGUGGCCCAAGUACGUCCGCGAAAGGCGAGACUCUGGGGAUUCUUUCGUUUCCCAGGAUGAGACCGUAAAGAGCAGGAAGAGUCUUCACAAGGCACUGGGCUUCCUAAAGCCACUUAUUCGGGCUUGAGGCACAAAACAAAAAAAAAGAAAAGAAAAGAAACCACAAUUCAGUACGCAAUGAGAAAUACUAUCGUUAAUGUUACCUAUUCACAACCAAAU
This is a messenger RNA of Neurospora tetraspora, 2281 nucleotides long. RefSeq lists its product as uncharacterized. Lineage: Eukaryota; Fungi; Ascomycota; Sordariomycetes; Sordariales; Sordariaceae. The record is from RefSeq and is a predicted model, not a curated record. The coding region runs from base 222 to 2189 and encodes 655 amino acids. The transcript has 3 exons.